This is a messenger RNA of Xenia sp. Carnegie-2017, 2161 nucleotides long. RefSeq names its product protein Red-like. Gene Ontology annotation, biological process: mRNA splicing, via spliceosome. The record is from RefSeq and is a predicted model, not a curated record. Gene Ontology annotation, cellular component: nucleus. The transcript has 23 exons. NCBI's taxonomy places the organism in Eukaryota, Metazoa, Cnidaria, Anthozoa, Malacalcyonacea, Xeniidae.
UAUGCUGAUUGUCGUUUAAUAAUUCUCUGAAGUCAGACAUUUUGAAGGUGCGCGAUACUUCAUGUAAGAAAAUUAAUCUUUAUCAAUAGUGUGGCAUUGUGGGAUACGUGAAUGUUAAAAAAUAUAAAAUAAUAAAAGUUUAUAAACAUUUUUAUUACGAUUUUCAACCUAAAAGAUGCCAGAAGGCUCAGAAAGCUUUUCAAAUCCAUAUGCACCUGUCAACCUUGCUUCCAGCAUCGAUGACGAUGGACCAGCUCUUACAAAUGAUGACUUCAGAAAACUCUUGAUGACACCCAGAAUGUCUGCACCAAGUGUUGCACCUCCAUCUGCUAAUGUAGCCAAGUUAAAGUUACAAAGCAAGACAUACAAUGACCAUGAUAAUCCUGCUUCAUUACGGAGAAAACGUAAAAGUCAUUAUGCCAAGUUAAAAAAACUUGAGGAAGAAAGAGAGAAAGAACUUGCUGCAAAAUAUCGAGAUCGGGCACGUGAAAGAAGGGAAGGCUUUAAUCCAGAUUAUCAAGGAACUGAUGUCAAUCUCAAAGCAUCAGGAGAUUAUAAAGCAGUUGGUCCUACUGUUGAAGCUACAAAUACUGCGGUUUUCUAAAUACUGGCUGAAAUAAGGAAACGGGCAAUACAAGAAAGUAAAUUUUUGGGUGGUGAUAUGGAACACACACAUUUAGUUAAAGGUCUUGAUUUUGCUUUACUACAAAAGGUGCGCAGCGAGAUUACCGCUCAAGAAUAUGUAGAUGAAGAAAUAACAAGAAAAAGUAAAUAUAAACCACAGAGCGAUAGAAUCACCAAGGUUGCUGACAAAGAGAUGAAAAGUGAUGAUGAUAGCGAUGAAGAUGUUAAUGUGGAAAUUUCUACUGCUUUAGGUAACACUUGUUUAUAUUUUAACAUGUCAAAAAAUUAUAGAUCUGUAUUUAAGAGCAAGCCAGCAGACAAGAAUGAGUUAUUCCAACCAGGAAGAAUGGCAUACGUUUUUGAGUUGGAAGAUGAAUAUGUUGAAAGCGAUAUACCAACAACUUUAAUAAGAAGUAAAGCAGACUGUCCAGGAAUGGAGGCUCAAACAACGCUUACGACUAAUGACAUUGUCAUCAAUAAACUGACGCAAAUUUUGUCGUAUCUCAGGCAAGGAAUGAGAGGGAAAAAACUUAAAAAAGGAGAAAGGUUAGAGAUGAUUAAUGAACUUGAUUGCAAAAAUAAAGGAGUUGAUGUUGAACACCGCCAGAAAGAAAAAACACAAGUAUAUGAAAGUAUUUAUGAUGACAUUGGUGAUUAUGAUCCUACACACAACUCAAGAGAUGCGACAACAAAAUCUAAAGAUUCAAGAAAAUCAAAACAUCAUUAUUUUAACAAGGAUUCUUAUGAAAAUGAUCGCGAUGAUUUAAGAAAAGCAGAAAUUUCUGCUAAAGAUUUUGCCAAGAAUGUUACCAAACAAUUCAGCGACAAGGUUGCAUCUAAUGAAAAAGAUAAAAGAAAAUCUGGGAAACAACAAAAAUCCAAACAAAAUUAUGAUGAUCAUUACAUUGAAUGUUAUCCUGGAGGAAUGGAUGCAGAUUACAAUUAUGACAGUGAAGAAGAGGUGGAUUAUUCAAAAAUGGACAUGGGAAACAAAAAAGGUCCAAUCAAAAGAUGGGACUUUGAGACAGAAGAAGAAUAUAAUUCUUAUAUGGAAAGACGUGAAGCCUUACCAAAGGCAGCUUUCCAGUUUGGUGUAAAAAUGAGCGAUGGUCGAAAAACAAGAAGAACAGGACCAAAAGAUGAUAAAGCAAAGUUGGACAGAGAUUGGAAUAAGAUCAGCAAGAUUAUUUCCAAGAGAAAAACUGAUGGGGUUGAUGAUCGAUCCAGAGGAAGACAUGAUAACAAGAAAGCAAAAAUGUAUUGACAAGUGUAGUUUUACAAUAAAUAACUCUGCUUAUAUGUAUCCAGCUUCAUUUCUUUUCAAAUGGUUUUUAUUAACGUCAAUGGUAGCAGGUAUAUGUACAUGUACAAGCAAAUGUUAAAAUACAUAAAAUAUUGUCAAUUGAUUAGGUUUAAAAGCACAAUUUAUUUUCUAGUGAAUUGCUUUUGUAGACUGCUCUAUUGAUUCAAAGUCAAUUGUUAUUUUAUUCCUUUCUGGUUUGAAUUCACUGCAAAAUAAAAAAAAAUAUCAAAAUAA